UCUCGGUGGCUCUCUCGCAGUCUCGUCUGGCAGGAAGUAGAGAGAGGCGCCGAGAGAGCAGAGGGCUCCGCGCGAAUCCGAAGCGUGUGGAGUGCGUGAGAAAGAGGAGGAUUGGAGGGAAGCGCAGAGCAGAGCAGCAGCAGCGGGCGGGGAGCGGGUCCGAGACGCUCCUCUUGCUUGCCUGCCCGCCGAAGAAAGCGAAAGAUUGCGAGGCGAGGGGAAUGGCAGCAGCAGCAGCAGCGUCGUCGUCGUCGUCGUCGUCUUCUUCGUCUUCGUCGUCGUCGAGACGAGCAGAGGGAGGAGGAGGAGGAGGAGGAGGGGCGCUGGCAGGAGGCAGGCCCGAGAAGUAAUAAGAAAGAGGGCCAGAGGGAAGGCUGCGUUGCCUUGGCUGGCUCUGUGUCUGCCCGCCCGCCCGUCCGCCCGGCAGCCAGCCCGCCCGCCUGCCUGUUUGUUUGUACGUCCGUCCUUCCUUGGCUCCUGUUGGAGUGAGAUUGAAUGCGACGGAUGAUGACAUUUUGUGUCUGAGAUCGGAUGGAUGAGCGAGCCGGGAGGGAAAGAUCGAUAUCUCGGUCAAAGGAGAAAAGGGAAUGAAUGAUGCGAGAUAGUUGGAAAAGAGGAAGCGGAAGUGGGCGAGCAGAAGGAAGGCGUGCUACUGCUGCUGCUGCUGCACGGGCAGAGUAGAAGGGAAAGGAAGGAGAGAGAGGGAGAGAGAGAGAGAGAGAGAGAGAGAGAUCUGUAAGCGAGCGCAGGGGGGAGGGGAGAAAAGGGAGGGAGGGAACGAAUGAGUGGGUGGGAUGUGAAGUAGCUGUAGUGCGUGCGACGAGGAAACGACGCUGUUGAUGUUCGUGCUGGUGAUUCCGUUGCGCUCUUCCCCGGGGGAGGUGUUUGAUGCUAGGGUGGCUUGCAGGCGAGCAGAGCAAUUUUCUUUGAGCGAGGGAUGGUUUGCCGGUGCAGAUGGUCGUAACGAGGACUGAGCGGACAGAGAGACGUAGAGCGAGGUAGAUAUGUCGGAGAGGUUCCUGGAGGCAGGGACCGGGUUGUGACAAGCGGUCGGGUUCUUUGGCUUCGACUGUCUGCCGUCUUCUGGUCUCCAGCCAAGCUAUUGUGAUAGUUCUGUCACUUGAAAUCCCCUGGAAAUUCCUCCCGGCUCCUCGCCUGUGUCUGUUUCAUCGCUUCCUGUCGUGCUGUGAUGUGUAGUUCAGAGCAAUACAGAGCGGUUGGAAUGAUUUAGAUCUCCGCGUUGGCGUUUCAACCCAUUUUCUCCAGGUGCUUAUGCCAGGGGCUUUGAAGAAAAGGAUCGCGCACGAUGAAUGGUGUGGACCAUUGCACUGGUGGUUCAUGUGAUCAAUUCGAAAUUUUCCUCAGAUUGGACGUCAGGGACCUUACUUUGGUCAGAGGAGAAUCGUAAUCGAUUUCAUCUGCGGUCGUUAUUCACGUUUCGACGUGUUUUGGCUCCCAGCUCGUCGUCAAGCAGUCAUAAUCCAAUAUUGGGUCUUCCGCCUGGUGACGUCCACUGUAUUGGGGGUACGAGUUUACAUGGGCAUUCCCGUACGGUCCCAAUGAUUAUAUUCACAUUCGCUGACAUACAGGCUUCCUCUCUCCAGUUAGUGGCUGCAAUAUGAAUAAGGAUUAGUUGGCAACUUAAAUUCUCGGUUAGGCAAGCAGACAUGGGGAAUUCUUUUGGUUGCUCCGCAACCGGCGAGCGCCUUGUAUCUGCGGCGCGAGACGGUGAUUUCCAGGAAGCGCAGGCUCUAUUGGAGUGUAAUCCUCGACUUGCAAAGUAUUCUACUUUCGGUGUUCGGAACUCCCCACUGCACUUCUCUGCAAUGCAAGGUCACACCGAGAUAGUAACUUUGCUUCUGGAGUGUGGGGUGGAGGUUAACACCCGAAAUUACUGCGGCCAGACUGCGCUUAUGCAGGCUUGCCGGUACGGUCAUUGGGAGGUUGCUCAGACUCUGCUUCUGUACAAAGCAAAUGUCACUAGAGCAGAUUAUCUAAAUGGGAGGACAGCACUUCAUUUUGCGGCCCGCAACGGCCACGCACGCUGCAUACGACUUGUUGUCGCCGACUAUGUGCCUAGUGUGCCCUAUUUAUGGAAUACUCUGCAAGUCGACAAGCCGGAAGAUACUCCCACCAUGAAGAACUACAUGGACCGAACUGCGCUUUCCAGGCUCGUGAACAAGCCUGCUGAUGGUGGUAUAUGUGCUCUUCACAUGGCUGCUCUGAACGGGCACACGGAGUGUGUUCAGCUACUUCUGGACUUGAUGGCGAACGUCUCGGCAAUUACCGUUCAAGACGGCACCACCAUCGAUAUGAUAGGUGCAGGCAGUACCCCAUUGCAUUACGCAGCUUGUGGUGGUAGCAUUCCUUGUUGUCAGGCUUUGAUUUCUAGGGGAGCUUUACGCAAUGUGGCUAAUUGCAAUGGAUGGACGCCACUACAAGUAGCUCGACUAUGGCGCAGACAUUGGCUGGAACCUCUAUUAGCACCAGAUUCUCAACUACCAAUCCCAUCGUUUCCUCCAUCGCGUUAUUUGGCACUCCCUCUUAUGAGCAUCAUGCGAAUUGCAAGAGAUUGCGGAUGGAGGGAUACGGAUCAUGCUCCUGGAGGAACAGAUCCUUGCGCUGUAUGUUUGGAACGCAAAUGCACAGUAGCUGCAGAAGGGUGCGGUCACGAGCUAUGCACUAGAUGUGCCCUGUAUCUCAGUACCACGAUGAAUGUGUCUUCAACUGUGACCAAUCCUCCUGGUUCUGUCCCAUGUCCCCUCUGCCGCCGUGGUAUUGUUGCGUUUGACAGACUUCCUACGACCAUCUCGUACAAAGAGAUGGCCAAGGCAAACAUGACUCUCGCUUUGUGUACAACGUGCACGGCCGAAGUAUGUGAGCCCACAGUCAUGGGUUCUCUCUUGAGCAAAGUGGACUUUCGAGGCUGCCGUGUGUCGCCACUUUCCUCGAGUUCAGCUCGCAUUACCUGCCCCAGUUUUUCUGCUUUAAAUUUGUCCCUGAAUUGCAGUACGACGCAGAGUGUUGGGGACUCUCCUGAUUAUGAGAGUCCCGAGCAAUAUGUCUCAGCGAGAACGUCCACAAGAACGGAGAGCACCGAGUGGACAGCUGCUGGUGAUGGUGAUUCUACUAUUGAAGAGACGCUUUCGUCUUCAGGCUUGGUAACGGCGACCCAUCUUCCGUCAGCCGCUGCUGUCGUUCAUAUUGCCCCCUCUGGUCAAGACGAGCCCACUAAACACUCCAAGCAAUUUGCUUGCUGUCGAGUACGAACGAAAUGUGGAUUUCCGAAGGUGUUUUACUGGAGGCACUACGGUGGUGUGAAUAUGACAACUGCCCAACCGUAUUAGGCUGCCUGCGAAUGAUUUGUACAGUUAUCUCUUCUUUUAAAUUAUCGGGAGAAAGUCCUGCAGCUCUAGAGUCCCCGUUUGGUCUGGCUUUGUCCACGUCCAAAGUUCCAUGAGAGAAAGCCUUCCACGGGGAUGUCGAGCACACUGCCUGCCGAAAGUGUAGCUCUUCACUUCUCGACUGACCUAGCUCUAGGAUCUUUAUUAGGAAGACAGAGGAGACAUUGGAUGAAAAAAAGAGUGAAUCGACUGCCCGCUUCCGCGAAAAGAAAAUGUUUCAUAAGGUGGAUAUGAUAGAUGAUAUCAGAUAGUUUUGUACCUUUCUCGAAAAGAAGAAUCCCUAUAAUGGACAUCAUUGGAUAGGGUGCGGUGCUAGUGUUCCAUCUGUGGGGCGAAACAUGUAUGUGGUGGAAGGUCAAGUAUGCACCGAACGUGCGUCUAACCUGGAACAGCCUAGAAGUCGACCUUGCUUCAGCAAUGUAGAGGCUACUUUUACUGCGAAAACAGCUACUAAUUUGAGUCAGCAAACCCCAGUGCGAGAAAUUAAAAUUGGACUUGGAUUACCUGGUCGUGAUGACCUGCACUCUCCUCCUUUCUCUGAGCAAGCAGGCAUGCCAUGACUUGUCUGGGGAUGUACCCAAGAGGUAGUGUGCCGAUGUACAUCAGAUUCCAGCUAUAUGUUUUUGGCUAUUAAAUUUACGAGCACCCAAAGUACACAGAUAAUUUCUGAUGUCGUAUGUCAGUCAAUGAUUAUUCUGGGAGAUUUUGAAG
Messenger RNA from Marchantia polymorpha subsp. ruderalis, 4115 nucleotides. The record is from the annotation of a GenBank genome assembly. NCBI's taxonomy places the organism in Eukaryota, Viridiplantae, Streptophyta, Marchantiopsida, Marchantiales, Marchantiaceae.